Cataglyphis hispanica is the source of this 1276-nucleotide messenger RNA. RefSeq lists its product as uncharacterized. Gene Ontology annotation, molecular function: single-stranded DNA binding. The coding region runs from base 177 to 869 and encodes 230 amino acids. Gene Ontology annotation, biological process: double-strand break repair via homologous recombination. The record is from RefSeq and is a predicted model, not a curated record. NCBI's taxonomy places the organism in Eukaryota, Metazoa, Arthropoda, Insecta, Hymenoptera, Formicidae. Gene Ontology annotation, cellular component: Shu complex. The transcript is spliced from 6 exons.
CCACGUUGUAGAGUUGUCAAAUGUGGUUAGGUUAGAUGUCAACCAACUGGCGUAUACAGCAAAUCUUUAUUGAAGUUUAGGCCUAAACAGCCAUAUAAAAACAGAAGUUUUUCAUUUCACCGUAUGAUAGUUGUGUUAGCAGUUAGAUAUUUUAGAUUGAUAUUUUAUAUACAAUAAUGUUUUUGAAGAAUGUUAAGACAACAUUAUUGUGUGGUCCAGAAACACUGAGUAGAUCUUUUAUGUUUGAGAUAAACAGAAAUAAAAUUUUAAUGAAAAUCUUGAAUAUUUUUAUAAUAAUUUUACUAUUGUCAAAGGCAGCAAUAUAUUGGGCGGAAAGGGGACGACGUGUUGUUUAUAUUACGCCAACCCCUUUAGAAAGACGACCAGCGAUUUGUCAUGACAGAAGUAACCCAACAGUUACGGCUCUCGAUCUAAUGAGAUUUAUAUAUUUGCCAGAUUAUGAAACUCUUAUAGAACAACUUGUGAAAUUGCAUACUUAUGCAGCCAUACCUUCCAUACUUUUGAUAGACGACUUGGAUAAUUACUUCAAUGACGAAUCUGUUAAAAAUGAUUCAUUUAUGCACAUUGCUAGAACUUGUGCUCUGAUAUCCCAUUCAAUGAAAUCGUGUUCACGAAUUCUAAAAAUGAAUGUUUAUGUGUGUGUAUGGACCAAUUCGAUUCUCGAUAAUAAUUUUCUUCAAACAAUUUAUUUUCGCAAUAUAUGGAAUUUGACAGAAGAAGAAGAUGGAAAAAUAAUAUUAAUGGAAAGAUUUGCUAUUGGAUUAUUAUUGAAGCCAUCAUAUAAAUAUCAUAAAUUCGAAGAUGGAAUGCGCGUUCUUCAACAAAUAUACGAUUCCAUGGAAGCUUAAUGAUAUUUUUUAAAUCAAUUUAGUUAUUAAUAAUCGUUUUUUUUAUUUUUGUUGCUUAGAAAAAAUAGGAUAAAUAAAAAUAAAAUGCAUUUUAAUUUUCUCCAGAAAAUCUAUAAUAUUUCUAUAAUUGCAAGAUUGAUUUUAUGACAAAUAUUAUUUCAAAUUACUUUACAAAAACUAAAUUUUCUACUGAACUAAUUUCUAUGUACUUGGCUAGUUAACUAUUGAUUUCAUGUUUAGUUUUGAUUUUUAUUUUUUAAGUGGAAAUUAUUUUCCAUGAAAAAAUUCUUUUAAAAGUUAUUUUUUAGAGAAAAAAUAAAAGUUAUGUAAUUUUUUGCGUACAAGUUAAGAUUCCUUUUAUGUACUUGGCGUAUUUUUUUUACCUUUAUAAGGUUUUUUUAGAGGGA